This is a messenger RNA of Xiphias gladius (swordfish), 2368 nucleotides long. It is a transcript of the gene rab11a, whose product is annotated as RAB11a, member RAS oncogene family. The transcript has 5 exons. Gene Ontology annotation, molecular function: GTP binding; GTPase activity. The record is from RefSeq and is a predicted model, not a curated record. Lineage: Eukaryota; Metazoa; Chordata; Actinopteri; Istiophoriformes; Xiphiidae. Gene Ontology annotation, biological process: exocytosis; neurotransmitter receptor transport, endosome to postsynaptic membrane; melanosome transport. Bases 137 to 784 code for a protein of 215 amino acids. Gene Ontology annotation, cellular component: axon; postsynaptic recycling endosome; transport vesicle.
GGAAGAAGAAGAAGAAGAAGAAACUACGGAAGUACGGCUUCCAAACAGAUUCCCGUUGGAAGUGUAAAACAGAGCAGAUCGCCUUUUUUCCAUUAAAACCAAUCAAAUAUCGGACUAACCAUUUCUCAAUAAGACGAUGGGCACUAGAGAUGACGAGUAUGACUAUUUGUUCAAAGUGGUCCUUAUCGGUGACUCGGGCGUGGGAAAGAGUAACCUGCUGUCCCGUUUCACCCGCAAUGAGUUCAACCUGGAGAGCAAGAGCACCAUCGGAGUGGAGUUUGCCACCCGCAGCAUCCAGGUGGACGGCAAGACGGUGAAGGCCCAGAUCUGGGACACAGCCGGCCAGGAGCGCUACCGUGCCAUCACGUCAGCGUACUACCGCGGGGCGGUGGGGGCUCUCCUGGUCUAUGACAUCGCCAAACAUCUAACUUAUGAAAACGUGGAGCGCUGGCUGAAGGAGCUGAGAGAUCACGCUGACAGCAACAUCGUCAUCAUGCUGGUGGGCAACAAGAGCGACCUGCGUCACCUCCGGGCCGUUCCCACCGACGAGGCCCGGGCUUUUGCUGAGAAGAAUGGUUUAUCUUUUCUGGAGACGUCGGCCCUGGACUCCACCAACGUUGAGACCGCCUUCCAGACCAUUCUGACAGAGAUCUACCGUAUCGUCUCCCAGAAGCAGAUGUCGGAGCGUCAGGAGAGCGACAUGUCCCCCAGCAACAACGUGGUCAACAUCCAGGUGCAGCCCACUGAGAACAAACCAAAGAUGCAGUGCUGUCAGAACAUCUAGCCCGGCCGUGGAUCUGCUGCUACCCCUCCUCCCCCCUCUCUCCCCGUCUCUCCACAGUCCACGCCCCCCCCCCCACCCGACUCCGGGCUGCCCCGGCUCACGACUCCUCGACCCCCACCCUCAGAAAAUAGACUGCCUCUGUGUACCGUGUGGUGUGGGAGGGAAGAGCCACAGCUUCAAGGCUGUGACCCGAACUCUGCACCUACCUGUACCUGCCUCCCCCACCCCAGCCCCACUCUCCCCCCUGCCCUAGGUAAAUAUAUCCCAGUAUAAGAAGAAGUCACCAUGUGGUGUGGCCCCCCAAGCAGAGCCCCUCUGUCUUUAGGUUUCUGCAGGACAGCAGGCAGCAAGCAUUUCAUAUCACUUUAGAUUUCAUUACUGUAGAUGCGCUGACAUGUCACAAAAAUGUCUUAAUAUAUGAAUGUGAUUUGUUUCCUUCUCUCGUCUUCAUACUUUGUGCUCCUGUUGAUUUCUCCACUUUUUUUAUGAUCUUUCUCUGUCUUGUAUCAUAUAUUUACUACUAGGUAUAUAUGAAUUUAAAGCACAUCAAAGUUGCUCUGAAGUAUAUUCCUAUAUCCAAGCUUCUCCUGUCAUUUUAGGCUCCCCCCUCUCCUCUUUAGUGCAAUGUACUGUUUUGGAAACCACGUGGAUGUAUGGAGCACAGUGUAGACGUGUGUGCUCUGGUAGUGUCAUGCCAUUUGAUCUGAUUGCUGUGAAUACGAUGCUAGUGAAACGUAGAAUCUUUUGCAUUUGCCGAGCUUGGGUUUGCGCCGUGGGAAGGCCGGGUGUGAGCCGGCCUGCAGCAUGCAGUGCGCAGCCUCGUAAAUGUUGUCGUCACCGUGUUUUACAGCGGGUGGCAGGUUCGGACCAGCUUUGCAUGUCUUUAAAAGAUGGCACCGUGCUGUGCUGCAUGUUUUUACCAGGUGAAAGACUCAAUCUGGACUCUGUGGAACACUAUUAUUGCCUUGAGGGUGAGUUAUUUUAGGCUGUCACCACGAAAGCUCCUGUACGUUCGGAUGUAGUUAAAGUCUCAGUGUGGCAUCAUACGGAGACGGUCGUGCUUAUGCUGAGAAGGAUGUUGUGGUCGACGACGCGCUAGUCCCAAAGGCUUUCCCGCUCCAACAUUAGGAAAACAGUACGCAUUCUUUUUUGACAUAUUUGACUCCAACUAUGCAGAAACUAGCACAUGGCUGUCUGGAUUUUUUUCUUAGUGCACUUCUAUAGCAUAAUGAAGGAAUUAAAAAUAAGCAAAAGUAUUCUCGUAUGACAUUCCUAUGAUACUCGAUGAUAAUAUAAUCAAAACUCUCCUGUAGUCUAGCAAAUUAUGCCUUGCAUGUAACCACAGAAGUGUAGUUAGGAAGCACUGAGAAAGUAGGAAAUGGAAAAUGUCACUCGCUAUGUUGAAUUUCAUGAGCGUAAAAUUGUCGGAAUCUUGCACUGAAUCGCAACAGUUGAUCUAGUAAACAUGCUUUUUGUCUAGGAUUAGAUUUUUAUUGCACAUGGAGAAUCUGGACCUCUUUUGGCAGACUGGAUGUACCGUUUUUAAGACGGUGCCACUGUUCAGAAACCAAAAUGUAAUGUUGA